AUGGGACAGCACCUGGCCUGGAGCCAGGAAGAUGGUUUGACCUCCAAGAAGAACACUCCAUUUGGGCAGGUAAAAAGGAAAAUGAUGAUGUCCAGGUUGUUAGCACUUUGGCUCCUUUGCUUGUCUUAUGCCUUUUCUGCAAGAAACCUUUCUUUGAGAUGCGUUCAAGACACUGAUGAGUUCCUUUGUGAUCUGAAUUCAGUGGUACCCAAGGCUCAUGCGAUAAAAAUGUAUGAUGCCACUGGGAAGGUGCAUAGCAACAUUCUGAAUGGGAAUAUGGACAUACUGGGAUUUUACAGUGAAUGCCUCUCGGCCAGACCUCCUAGGGAGCAUUUCCAUGGGCGAUACUGCAAACUACAGAUACAGCAGGAUGGAACUGGCUAUAGUAUUGGUUUGUGUGUUCCUGACUCCUUCACCAAGGAGGAUGUAGCUCUGAUGACUCAGUUAGAUAUUUUAAAAUUCAGGAAUGUAUUAUUUUUAGCCCCCUUCUACCCUUUAGCCCCCUUUCUAGACUUCUCUUUAAAUUCCACCUCCUCAACUUGGGGUACUGCCAGAUGUGCUCCUGAGCCUCUCCAACUUGAUGCAUUUGCUAGCCUGUGUCUGUGCAUCAGUUGGCUGUUCAUUGCUUUGCCAGUGGCUGGUACUCUCUACGUGGCAGCUGUGGGCUGGGAAGGAAAGCGUGGCGAAUUACCAUCUGCUGACUUACCCCUGGCCUCCUACGGGACUCUGUCUUUGGGUGAGACAGAGGGAGAUAAAUCAAGAAGAAAUAUUGGAUGGAUUGAGUCUCAGAGUAGCUCUUCACUAUCAGGAACCUGUGAUUAUAUCUCCUGCAGAAGAAAAACAUUCUUAGGAAUCUUGGACCGAUCUCUGAAAUGUUUUUCCUGGCAGAAGAACAUGCAUGCUGUCUGGACUCAGAAGCUACCUGAAGGGGCCUGCUCUACAUUAAAUGGCAUUCGAGUCUUGAGUCUUUUAUGGGUCAUUUCUGGACACACCAGUCAGAUGACCGCCUGGCAGUCUCUGGACAAUGUGCUUGCAUGGAAAACCAGAGUGCUUAAAAAUCUCCUCUACCUUUUUUCUUGAAGUGGUCCAUUCUACCUUGGAGUUGAUACAUUUUUCUUAAUCAGUGGCUGUUUAAGUGCAAGGUCAUUUUUAAAGCUGUACUGGAAUUACGAAAAAGGAGUAACCCCCAAAGUUAUACUGAGAUACCUUUUCAAUCGACUUCUGGACAGGCUGCGGUCACCAGGAAUUCUCGUCAAUACAGCCAGAGGAUGCCGGGAAGCUGCAUCGAGGUACAAUGGCUGGACAUGGUAUCUCACUGAUGAUUUCCAGUUCCAUCUUACAACACCCCUUGUGAUCUUCAUCUAUAGAAAAGGUAAGUAUGUCCUGAGAUUCCUGGGAGCUGUACUCUUCCUGACAUCCUUCGCCAUCACGCUUUCACUGGCUUGGAAACUUCCUGUUGCAUCCCCAUUAGAAGCAAGAGAACACGAAGCUGUCUUGUAUUUCUUGGAGUACUACAACAAGUCCUACUGCUGUUACAGACCUUUGCCCGUGUGCGUGAUGCUCAGUAUUUUCAUGCACCACAAUGACCAGGCUAAUAUUCUCAAGAGCAAGACACAGCCUCUUGCUGGGUGGCUUUGCUGCUUAGUCACCCUCUUAGCAGUAGUGUCUCUGCCAUGUUUAGUGGAUGAUUCCUUUGACACAGUGGCAGCUGCCCGCUAUCAGGCACUUCACUGGACUCUGUAGGCUGUUCCUGUGGGUUGGAUCAUUUUUGCAUGUCAAGAAGGCUAUGGAGGUCUGGUGAAUCAAGUGCUUUCUGGUGACAUUUGGAAUUUACUUGCCCACAUUAGUUACGCCUGCUACUUGGUACAUCUAAUGCUGAUCAUACUGUACAAUGGCCUUCAGGAAACUCUUAUUCACUACACUGACACCAACAUGGUGAGUUCUCUUGUUGGACACUGCUUUUUAACAUUUACCACUGGGCUGGUCCUGACUAUGUUUAUUAAGAAGCCCUUUCAAGAACUGAAGCAAUGUCUCCUUGGGCCAGUGACCACGAGUCAUCAGAAUGGAUGA
Messenger RNA from Dromiciops gliroides (monito del monte), 2070 nucleotides. RefSeq names its product O-acyltransferase like protein-like. NCBI's taxonomy places the organism in Eukaryota, Metazoa, Chordata, Mammalia, Microbiotheria, Microbiotheriidae. Gene Ontology annotation, molecular function: acyltransferase activity, transferring groups other than amino-acyl groups. The record is from RefSeq and is a predicted model, not a curated record.